Messenger RNA from Myotis daubentonii (Daubenton's bat), 1484 nucleotides. It is a transcript of the gene C1QTNF12, whose product is annotated as C1q and TNF related 12. Gene Ontology annotation, molecular function: hormone activity. Gene Ontology annotation, biological process: positive regulation of insulin receptor signaling pathway; negative regulation of gluconeogenesis; positive regulation of D-glucose import across plasma membrane. NCBI's taxonomy places the organism in Eukaryota, Metazoa, Chordata, Mammalia, Chiroptera, Vespertilionidae. The record is from RefSeq and is a predicted model, not a curated record.
CGGGAGCCACCGGCGCGUGGUCAGGGGGGUGCCCGACCCGUCCACGCCCAGGGCCGGCUGGGAGCCUGCUGACGGAUCUCCGUGUGAGCCCUCCCCCUGGAGCCCGCGAGCUGGGGAGGAGGGAGGGUUUAUUUGGCGGCGGCGCGGGCAGCGAGGGCAUUGCGCGCGGGAGGGGAAGCCGCGCGGGCGACCUGCGGGGACAGGAGCCGUCCGGCCGCCUCGUCCGCGCCAUCCGCCUGCCCGUCCUGCCACCGCGCCCGGCGCAUCCGCACAGACAUGUCCCGGCGGCCAGGCGGCCCCCGCGGCCGCGCCUCCUCUGCGCCGGGGCCCUGAGCCGCCGGGCCGCCCCCAUGAGCACGCCCGGGCGCCCCUGCGCGAAGCGCUGAGCCGCUGCCGCCGCCAUGCGCUGGGCCUGGGCCGCGGCCGUGGGCCUCCUCUGGCCGCAGCUCGCGCUCCUCGGGGCCGUCGGGGCCCGGCGGGAGCAGAAGAGGCCGCGGCAGCCCGGCCCGCGCGCGGAACCCCGCAACGCCACCGUGGCCAACGGCGAGGGGCUGCCCGGCUCCCCCAAGCUGCCCGAGGCCUCGGGGCCCGAAUUCUCAGACGCCCACAGGACGUGGCUGAACUUUGUCCGGCGGCCGGAUGACGGGGCCUUGAAGAAACGGUGCCGGGGCCGGGACAAGAAGUCGCGAGGCCUCUCAGGCCCCCCCGGGCCCCCCGGCCCCCCGGGACCCCCUGGGCCCGCUGGUGCGGAAGUCACACAGGAGGUUCUGCUGCGGGAGUUCCAGGAGAUGCUGAGAGAGGCCACCGAGCGUCGGUUCUCGGGGGCUUGGGGCUCGCUGCUGCCUGAGGGGCCGGGCGGGCGGCUGGUGGCCGAGGCCUUCCACUGCCGGCUGAAGGGGCCGGUGCAGGUGGACAAGAAGACGCUGGUGGAGCUGCAGGGCUUCCAGGCCCCCACUGCCCCGGGCGCCUUCCUGCGGGGCUCCGGCCUGAGCCUGGCCUCCGGCCGGUUCACAGCCCCGGUCACCGCCAUCUUCCAGUUCUCGGCCAGCCUGCACGUGGCCGCUGUCUCCACAGACCGCAGGGGCCUGCAGGGCCAGGCCCGGGCCCGGGACACAGUGCGGGUGCUCAUCUGCAUCGAGAGCCUGUGCCAUCGUCACACGUCGCUGGAGGCCAUCUCGGGCCUGGAAGGCAGCGGCAGGAUCUUCACGGUGCUGGUCCAGGGGCUGCUCCAGCUGCAGGCUGGACAGUACGCCUCCGUCUUCGUGGACAAUGGCUCCGGGGCGCCCCUCACCGUCCAGAGCGGCUCCAGCUUCUCCGGCCUCCUCCUGGGCACGUGAGGACACGGCCGGCCCCAGGGGAGCUGCGUGGAGAGGACCCUCGGGGCCAUGGGAGCUGCCGGUGGCCCAUCCGCUCUGCCCUCUGUUAAAAGUGUGGUCACACAAUAAAGAGUUCCAGCCCACUCUGCCGCCUGUGUCCUCGUGGGG